Molecule: messenger RNA, 975 nt
Organism: Gekko japonicus
Lineage: Eukaryota; Metazoa; Chordata; Lepidosauria; Squamata; Gekkonidae
Gene: BOLL
Product: boule homolog, RNA binding protein
Exons: 11
Coding region: 25-975 (316 amino acids)
Molecular function (GO): protein binding; RNA binding
Source: RefSeq, a predicted model, not a curated record
UGUGUAGAGCAAACCACAAAUCAGAUGCAAACGGAUUCUUUGUCUCCCUCUCCUAACACUGUGUCGCCAGUGCCUUUAAGUAACCCCACAAGUGCCCCAAGGUUUGGAACAGUUAUUCCUAAUCGCAUCUUCGUUGGAGGAAUUGAUUUUAAGACUAAUGAGAAUGACCUAAGGAAGUUUUUUUCCCAGUAUGGCUGUGUUAAAGAAGUAAAAAUAGUAAACGACAGAGCAGGAGUAUCAAAGGGGUAUGGUUUCAUCACAUUUGAAACUCAGGAAGAUGCGCAAAAGAUUCUCCAAGAGGCUGAGAAGCUAAAUUAUAAAGAUAAGAAACUGAACAUUGGUCCAGCAAUAAGAAAACAACAAGUAGGGAUUCCUCGAUCCAGUAUAAUGCCCGCAGCUGGUACAAUGUACUUGACGACGUCCACUGGAUAUCCUUACACGUACCACAAUGGUGUGGCUUAUUUCCAUACUCCUGAAGUUGCCUCCGUUCCACAGCCAUGGCCUUCACGUUCUAUUUCCAAUUCCCCUGUAAUGGUAGCCCAACCUGUAUAUCAACAACCUGCAUAUCAUUAUCAGGCUCCAGCACAGUGUCUUCCAGGACAAUGGCAGUGGAGUAUUCCACAGUCUCCUGCCUCCCCCACCUCCUUCUUUGUUGAUAAACUACUAGUGGAAUACAUCUGCCCCAGAAGAACAGUUCUUUCUAGAUUAAUUAAUUGGCCAUAUUCGGAUCAUGGCGUUCAAGCAGCCUACCACCAAGUUUACGCUCAAAGUGCCAUUGCCAUGCCAGCCCCUGUGAUGCAGCCGGAGUCUAUUAAAGAAGCCAAGAUACACUCCGUGAGGAGAAAUUUCUCCCAUUCUUCAUCUAUGAGUCUGAAGCCUCGAUAUGCGCGGAGUCCCCAUUUUCAUCCUAGAAAAGAUUACAGAUCAGACGACACAAUGCUUACUACUCCUUCCUCGACAGACUCUGUUAAAUAG